This is a messenger RNA of Drosophila gunungcola (fruit fly), 5024 nucleotides long. Its product is annotated as daxx-like protein. Bases 228 to 4529 code for a protein of 1433 amino acids. Gene Ontology annotation, molecular function: histone binding. The record is from RefSeq and is a predicted model, not a curated record. The transcript is spliced from 4 exons. NCBI's taxonomy places the organism in Eukaryota, Metazoa, Arthropoda, Insecta, Diptera, Drosophilidae.
CCUUAAUUCGUAUAUCGGCUGUUAUGACAGCUCUAGAACUCUCCAACUUAACAACAAACAAACACACGCAGUGCAAUUAGUGGGCGGGCGUAUAAAUAUAGUACUAUUAUUCGUGCACAUAUGCGUGAAAAACUAGCUGGCAACAACAGGAAUGCGAAGAAAAGCCAGUAUUUCGAGCGCUGCGAGAAAAGUGAAUAAAUUCGUUGCGGGACAUUUUCGGGCGAAUAAUGUCUACUUCGGUUAUUUGUGUAGACCUGAGCUCCGAGUCCGAGGAAGAGUCGCCCCCUGGACCGAAGCGCCGACGCCUGGAGGAUCCCCUGCGAAAACUGGUGCCAUCCGGCAGACAAGGUUUGCCAGUUAAACUCGUGAACAUACCAAAGGCCUCCCUGGGAUCCGUGGUCAGGGUUUCUGGUGUUGGACCAGUGCCAGCCAGGGCAUCUCCGCUCCCAGCGGAUCCCCUCCGAUCCAUGCACAUCCCCAGCGGCAUCACUGUCACCAAGCACCAGAAGAACAUCCUGACCACAAACGGAAACCUGACCAUUUCCCUGGCCGAGAGCAACAACAACAACCCCAACAGCUACAAUAACAAUGUAAGCGCCAAGCAGGUGAAGUUCGGUUCCGCCCAGAAUGUGGCCUGGUCGGUGAGCAGCAAGGCGCCUAGUCCGAAUGCCUUGAUAACCAGCGUACCCAGUCACCAGGUGAGGGUGACGACCGGCAACCAAGUGCGGUUAGCAGCCGGAACCAAAGUCAUCCAGCCGACCAUGGCAGUAUCUCCGAAAACGACGCCUGCAAAGAUUCAACCUCUGGUUGGGAUAGGUCAGCCCCAGCAACAGCCCCAGCAACAGCCCCAGCAACAGCCCCAGCAACAGCCACAGCCUCAGCAGCAUAAGGCCAUAACGCCAAGUCAACCGAAGCCGAAAGCUUCAAUGGGCCAAAUCCUGCAGCAACAGCAGCAACACAAGGCGCUGACAGGACAACAGAAGAUUCUUUUAAAGCAGCAGCAGCAGAGGACUUCUAUAGGCCAACUGCAGCAGCAGCAACAAGGAUCGCUGGGCGCUCAGCUUCCACAGCAACAAGGAUCGCUGGGCGCCCAGCUGCCACAGCAUCAAGGAUCGCUGGGCGCCCAGCUGCCACAGCAACAGAAAUUGGUUGGCGCCCAGCUGCCACAGCAACCGAAAUUGGUUGCCCCCCAGCUGCCACAGCAACCGAAAUCGUUGGGCGCCCUAGUGCAACUGCAUCAAAAUCCGUUGGCAGCAGCGCACCAACAGCCAGUUCAUCAGAAAACUACGGUCGGAGCACAGAUUCAGCAGCAACAAAAAGUAUUUGUGGGACAACAGCAGCAGAAGAUUUCCCAGGCACAACUUCAGCAGCAGCCGCAGCAGCAAAAGCAGCAGCAACAGCAGCAAAAGCAGCAGCAGCAGCAGCAACAGCAGCAACAGCAGCAGCAACAGCAGCGGCAACAGCAACAGCAAAGGGCCUCUCUGGGGCAAGUUCAACAGCAACAGCAAAGAGUAUCUGUAGGACAGCUCCAGCAGCAGCAGCAGCAGCAGCAGAAAGUCAAUAUAACCCAACACCAACAGCAGCAUUUGUCACAGAAGAUGAUCUUAGGACAAAUGCUGCAGCAACAGAAGGCCUUUAUGGGUAUACCGCAGCUUCCGAAGGCACCAAUGGGUCUACUGCGGCAGCAACCAUUCCAACAAACUCCGUCGCCGGUGGUCCAACAGCAGUCGACAAAGACACAGAUGGCUCAGCAGUUGCUUAGUUCUGUGAUGGCCACCCAGAGUCCAGUUGAGCAGCCGCAGUUCGCUCCGAAACCAUCGCUGCCCGCCGUCAACCAAAUCACCCACAAAUCAAUGACCAUACAGAAACUUCCCAUGGUGCAAAAAGCGCCCCCAGUGACGAAGGUUCCUCCAAAGCAGGUAUUCCCCUACCAGACCCCACCACCCGCUCACCUAGUGCAAAAGCAGACCCCGCCACAUGCGCCAGUGCUAACACCUGCCUUCGCCUACCGCCCACCAAUAGUCAGGCCGACGUCGGUAGCCAAGAUCACCCCUGUGCCGCCAAACAACAGAACCAGCUUGCCGCUGAAGCCACAGGUGCCUGCAGCUGUCCACCCUGCAGCCGCAAUCCUUAGUGCGGCCCGCACUUUGCCCUUUAGAAGCUCAUCCCAAAAGCCAGCCACGCCCCCACUGGCUUCAACGAAUCUCCAGGGAUUCACCACGAGUGCCACGCCACCGCAGCGUUUGCUGGCCACUCCGCCACAUUGUGCGGCCGCCUUAAACGAGCCGCUGCUGCUGAACUUGCCGCCCACCACCAGCAUUACGCCGCAGCUGACGCCCACGACCACUCCGCCGCCAGCUGGGUUUCCGGCUGCAGUGCAGCAACAACAGCUGGCCAAGGCGGCUGCUUUUAAGUUGAACUCCUUACCCGGGGCGAGCAUAUCGCCAGUAGCCAGGGCUCCGGCUAGCGUCGCCAAGCGCGUUCAGCCCAUCACAGUGCUCAAGAAAUCCGACGAGGAGUGGCGGAGGCACUUGCUCGAGCACCAGCAGCAGCAGCAGCAGCAGCAGCAAAAGCAGCGCGAGCAAUCGCAUCCCACUUCGACGCCCACGAUUGUCCUUGUGGAGUCUCCGCCCACCACGCCGCCCACGGAGAAACCGGAGACGGAGCGUAGGCCGAAAGCAGCGGAGAAACCAGAGCCGAUCAAUUCUAUUCAGACAGUUAAACAACAACAACCCAGUAAAGUGAGAACCCCUGUUAUGGUGACUCCUCCCACGAAAGCAGCUGUCCAUGCUGUCACAGAAAUUGUGGAUCUAGAUGAACUGCCCGAGACGCCGCCAGAGAAGCGAAAGCCAGAAAUUUCGGUACCGAUAAAAAAGCCUAAGGAAUCAUCGCCGCCAGAGAGAGCCCCUUUUAUACCCGAGUACUCUGCACUCCUUAAGCUGUGCCUCGAGACGGACAAAUCGGAGGACAUGGCGCGCUUGGCCCAAGGAAAACUGACCAGGUACUACUACAGUGUGCAUGAGAGCUUUGUGGUGUCGCGUGGCUUCCGCAAGAUGCUCGAAUUGGCCACAACGCGGAUCAGGAAUGAUCCGGAAAUGGUGUACGUGCACCUCAAGUGCGUGGUGGAUGAACUGAAGGCGCGGCGGCUGGCCAAAGUAGUUCUCCCCGAGAAGGCGAAGCGGCCAGCAAGGGAAUCGCCAUAUCCAAAAGCCUCUACACCCAAGGAGCAGCAGUCCGAUGAGAAGGCUAGGGCGCGGAUGCAGAGUCCACUGAAGAUGAAAGAGCAGGAGGAGCAACAGGUGGAAGAGGAGGAGGAGGAGGAAGCGGAGAUGGAGAUGGAGCCGGAGCCCGUUUCACCCACUACCGACAAACGCAUGGAUGAGCGCAUCCGGAAACUGAACCGCACCUUGUACACCCUGACGAAGCGGAUUAAGAUGUUGGAGGAGGCGGAUGUGGACUGGAACGACGACGACUCCAGCUAUCUGCAGGUGGAGCGCUUCAAGAAGCGCGCCUGUCAAAUAUACGAGAAAAUCUGUGAUCUAACCGGCGAGAGCAAGAGUGCCCGUAGCCAGCUAAAAAAACCGAUUCAAUUUAAGGAUACGGACUAUCCGGAGUUUAAUAAAACCCUGUCGUCCUUUGUCAACCGGAUGCGGGAGUUCCCAGACUACCAUGAUGUGCUCAGGCUGCUGGAGCACUGUAAUAAGGAGAAAGCACUCGGACUAGCCAGCUUUGAGAUGAAGAGAAUUGCCUAUGAUGCCUUUGGCAAAGUCGGAGAACUGCUGCAGUCACGGCGGAAGACUGAUCUCUACGAAACCGUAACGCACUUCACAGCGAAUGGAAAGGAUCCAGCUUCCAGCGACCCCGAGCUACUUGCCAAGCUAAAGGAGAACAACAAAAAAAAAACCAAAAUAAGUGAUGUCUUAGAAAAGUACGCCCGCGAGCAGGAUCUCAAUGCGGAGGAGCGUCAAGAGGCGCGUCUCAAGGAGAAAAGGCUGAAACAGGAACAAGCAGACGACGCCGCCAGACUGGCUGCGUUGGCCGCCGAGGACGACGACAAGCCCUGCACAAGUGCGCAGGCAGCGGCAAAGGCGGCCGCCCUCGCCGCUUUAAUGGAGAGCUCAUCAGCUCAAAGGAAGUGCGAAAACGGGUCCAUCGAUGCAAAGGUUUCCAAAGAAGAAGAUGACGAAGCAGACUCGGAGGAGGAGUCGGAGUCGGAGGACGAGGAGGACGAUGUGGACGAUUUCGUGGACAACUUCAAGGCCAACGGCGAAAUGAGUGAGGCCGAGUCCGAGGCAGAAGCAGAAGCAGAAGCAUCUCCACGGAAAGUUGCUCUGGCUCCCGCCGAGGAGGUUGUGAUAGAUAUAACAAGAACCGAGACCGACAGUAAGAAUGACGUAGUCCCGCCCAAUGGCAAGCUGAAGAUUAUGUCCGUCUCUAGUCUGAACGCCAACUUCGUCCAUGGGCAGGAUCCGAAGUCUGCUAAGCCUGUUAUUGCCGCCGAGAUUAUCAUUUCGGAUGAGGAGUCAUAGAACGAGUCGUAGCCGCAGCCGCGUCUGCAAACCUAGUUAAGUUUAUUUAUUUAAUUCUUUCAAUUUAUACCUGAUUAGUUUCAAUUAUAUAUAUUUAAUCCUUGGUUCUCUUUUAAACGUCAAGUAACCAAAAGUGUAAGAUCAUCCAGUUUAAUGACAAAGAUGCGUUGCAGCGAAGAGUAAUUUUUGAGCACAUUCAACUGAUAAUUAGACUGGUUGCGGAUUUAAGUAAAGUGUUAAGGAAUCUUGUUUAACUACGAGAUAAUUUUUUGGCAAGUUAUUAUUAUUUGUUGUCACCGAUUCACAGCUUUGUCUUGCAGAAAAACUUUGAAAAUCAUAAUUUAAUCGGUUAACUAAAAAACUAACACUUUUUGAAGAGUUUGUGAAUAUCUGAUACCAAAUUUUGAAAUAGUAUGCAACAAUUUUGAGCUAUUAAACUUUCUAAAUAAUUUGACGAUUGUUGUUCAAUUUUUAGAAAUUAUUUAAGAAGAUUGU